GCCCACGCGGACGUCGAAAUUUACAACCUGAAGCAAAAGUCUAAUUGCCUGAGGUAUCAACCUCCGUCGCCUGUCCAACCAGCGCCAAUAUUGACAUUGAUACAGUAUCAACAGAUAGGGGUGUAAGAGAAGGUGCGCCGCCAACCGCGGAGGGCAAGGUCAAUAUCCAGAUUCGAUUAUACACUGGCCUAUUAAAGUCAGGCCAUCCAUCGGCUGUUGAAACCUUGUAUUCUCACACAAGAGUAUCUCAAGAGUUUCGACAUAUAAGCCAUCGGCAUCUCACCACUCACAGCGGCGUCUUUGACGGCUGACUUACAAGGAAGACGCCGAUAUAGUCGUCUGUCUGACCGUGUUCAAGUUCACCGUCACGCACGGUGAAACUUUUCAGUCGAACGACAAUAUGAGUAUCGUUUACGGCGAAGAGCGGGAAUUAUUCCAGGACGAGAAUUACCCGAAUAUUGAUGACCACAUCACGCAUGAUUCUCAUCAUCAACACCACCAUUCACAAACCACCCAUGAUACCCAGCAACAAGAAUUGGAGCAUCCCCUUCAUGACCCUCACUCACAAGCCCAUGACGCUCACCACCCCCACGACUCCAACAGUCAUCAAGAACUCACCGAGCAACACCAUGGCUCACCCGGCGACACGGAUCGCUUCACAAACGCCAAUGAUGUCGUUGUGAGCGACCUAUCCAAUGACUUGGUGGAAGUUGCCCGUGCCACAUGCAACGCACAUGCAGCCGCCGCCGCCGCAGGGGCCGCAUUCGGCGCCGUUCAGACGGAUCCCCGACUCAACGACUACCUCGCCGCUUCGGCGCCGGAACCCGAGCAUCAACCGGCCUCGGUAUCAGCAGUAGACGUACCCGUUUCGAGCCCACUGGCCGUUCAAGCUUCCUUGCCUAUCCAGUUGACUCCACCACUGGAACAGCAGGAACAGCAGCAACAGCAGCAGCAGCAGCAGCAGCAGUCUCGUGUUGUACACCCUCUGCUACCUCCACAGCUAGUUGCCCAAAUAACGCAGCCUUUGUCACCAGCCGCGCCAUCGCCACCUUCACAUCCCCAACAGGAGCAGCAGUCGCCGAGCACGCCAGCACCAUCGGGGAGAAUCAAGCCUAUCCCCAAGCCGGUUCGUCAGGCGACCAAGAAUGCCGAAGGAAAGUUUGUCUGUAUGUGGCCUGGAUGCGCGGAGGACAUUAAGGAAUUCGGUCGCAAAUGCGAGUGGAAUAAACACAUGGACAAGCACGACCGUCCCUACAAGUGCGGCGCCGUAGGCUGCGAGAAGCUACCAGGCUUUACCUACUCGGGCGGCCUUCUGCGUCACGAACGUGAAGUUCACGGCAAGCAUGGCGGCCCCAAAAACCCCUUGCACUGUCCCCACGAAAGCUGCAAGCGCGCCACCGGCAAGGGAUUCUCCCGGCUCGAAAACCUAAACGAGCAUCUCCGGCGGGUACACACCCACAGCGCAGACGGUACUACAAACGGCGGGAUAGGGAUGAUCCUCCCAAACGGCGGCAGCAUCAAUGCCGUUGGCGGCGCCGAUGAGUCCGACGAAGCCACCAGUGACGACACGACCUUUGGAGGCCAACCACAACCACAACCACAACCACAACCACAACCACCCCAAUCCCAUUCCCAUUCCCAUCAGCUUCUACUAAAGCGCAAACGCCGUCAUCGCGAUUACGACGACAGCUUUGGCAUUGGCGUUGGCAGUGGCGGCGGUGAGACAUCCGAAUUACGAGAGGAAGUCAAGCGCCUCAGACAAGAGAACGAGGAGCUGAGAGAGCAAGUGCAGAAGAAUACCCAGCAGACGACGCUGUUGGUGCAGAAACUCCAGGCACUGACGGAGGCUAUGGCGCCGAGAGCGAACCAUAAUCAUCAUCAUCAUCAUAAUAAUCAUAAUAAUAACAUGACGACGCCCCCGCCGACGGCUCAGAUGGCGACGACGACGGCAACAACGGCGGCGGCGACGGCGGUGGCUUCGUCGUAUUAGGGGUAUUAGGAGUAUUAGGAGUAUUAGGAAGAAGAAGAAAAAGACGACGAGCAGCGCGCAUGUUUCGGGGGAGACGGCGAUGGCGACGGCGAGCUAAGUGAGGAAGCUAAGGGAGAUGAGCCUGUUGAUGGAGAUGGAGAUGCUAGAGAUAGAGGAGGAAAUGUCGCAUCAGCGUGAGUGAGUGAGCCAAUGUAGGUAGGUGUUGUUGCACCGCAGCCGCACGCACGCAGGCAGAGCGUGCAAUCUUCUUACCUCCUUCUUACCGCUUUCUUCCUUCCUUUUCUUCUGUUCUUCUGUUCUUCUGUUCUCUGUUUCCUUUUUGUUAUAUUUGCUUUCUACACCCACCACUCUUCAUACUGGCAAUUUUUCUUCUCUUCAUGCUUUCAGCAAUCUGUAUCUUUUUUUUUUUUUUUUUUCCUAUCUCUUCUUUUCCUUGCUACUUUUUGCAUUUUCCCAGGUGUUGUUGACGGGUUUGGCUAGCUGGCUGUGGCGGCAUUCAGUUCUUCUUCCAAUGACUCGCUUUAAAUUAGAGCAUCCCUCCCAUUUUUACAUUCCCACACACACAUACAAACACACACACACACACACACACACCGAUUGGGCUUCAGCAUUUCAUCAAUGUACAUCGUGGAAGAAAGCGCCUAGAUAAGUUUUUUUUUUGUUCUUUUACUGUUUACUCUGUUACACUGACACUGGAGGUUUGUUUGCCAUGUAUUUUUACCUACAAGCAUUGAUUGAUCCACAUUACGCAUGAUACCCAUACCCAUUCAAGGAGCCCUAGCUAGAGAGGGAGGGAGGGAGGUG
This is a messenger RNA of Neurospora crassa OR74A, 2794 nucleotides long. RefSeq lists its product as hypothetical. The record is from RefSeq and is a predicted model, not a curated record. NCBI's taxonomy places the organism in Eukaryota, Fungi, Ascomycota, Sordariomycetes, Sordariales, Sordariaceae. Bases 401 to 1990 code for a protein of 529 amino acids. The transcript is spliced from 2 exons.